Lycium ferocissimum is the source of this 839-nucleotide messenger RNA. RefSeq lists its product as uncharacterized. The record is from RefSeq and is a predicted model, not a curated record. NCBI's taxonomy places the organism in Eukaryota, Viridiplantae, Streptophyta, Magnoliopsida, Solanales, Solanaceae. Gene Ontology annotation, molecular function: histone deacetylase activity. Bases 129 to 839 code for a protein of 236 amino acids. The transcript has a single exon.
UUCAAUUCGACAAAAAAUAAUGACCAUAAAAGGUAAUAUAAUUACAUCUAUUCACCUUCCUUACCUAGAGUAUAUAUAAAGUUGUAAUUUGUUCUUCACAUAAUCACUUAUUUUUUAGCCCGGGGGACAUGAUGCAUGAAAUUAAAAGGACGAAAUUGCAUAAACCUUGGGUCAUCAACAAAGCCAUCAUCUUGAGUAUUCUUGUAUCUCAUCUACUACCUAACGAUGCUUGGAAAAUGAAAAUGACAUACACCAGCUUCCCCUUAGCAAAUUUCAGUUAUGCUAGACCAUCUAUCUCUGAUAAUAAAAUUGUAAAAUAUUCAUUGAGUUCGUCAAAAGUGAACAAUGUACGAUACCAGAGCAGAUUCGCUAAGCCCACCAUCUCAUCAUGCGUAAUAACCUUCACUUCACCGGAAAAUGGAGAUGACCUCCCUUUUCCGGCGAGUACGAAAGAUAUCAUCAAUUUCCACUCGCAAGACUGCGUCGACUUUUUCUCUUCCGUUUCACCCAAGACUCUUAACGACUAUGACCUUAAAAAGUUCAACAUCAGCGAUGACUGCCCUGUUUUCGAGGGUCUUUUCAACUUUUGUAAAGCUUCUGCCGGUGGGUCCAUUGGCGUCGCCAUUAAGCUUAAUCGGCAAGAUGCUGACAUAACCAUCAAUUGGGCCGCUGGAUUGCACCAUGCAAAGAAGAGCGAAGCCUCGGGAUUUUGUUACUUCAAUGAUAUCAUUCUUGGGAUUCUUGAACUUCUCAAGACGUACCCUUAUUUUAUUUGUCCCAAUUUUUUGGGUAUGGUGAACUUUUUAUACGUUCUUGGGAUUUCUUUUGGGUAUCACUGA